CAGUAGGCUGUGGCUCUUCCGUCCCGGUUCACUCCCCCUGUAACCCGGGUCAAACCACCACAGCGAGCCGUUCCAGCUCCGGACCAACAACUGAUCCGAUCCGAUCCGCGUUCAGCGUCCGAGUCCAGCAUGAAUGAGACGGAGGGGCUCCGGUUCCGGCGGGUCCACAGACCGCAGGUCAUCACGGACGAGCUGCCGGAGAACCGAUACAAGGGAUCCGGAACCUACAGCGGGAAGGUGUUCCAGGUGACUCUGCUGACUCUGGGCGGCUUCGUGCUUCUUCCUCUCCUGGUCAUCGUCCUCAUCCUGGAGUCUCCCAUCCACCCCGAAGCCUUCAGUCUGAAGGAGCCCCCGGCGAUGAAGGGCUGCUGGGAGCCAAACCUGAAGCUGCGAGAGGCCGAGAGACUGUUUGAGGACCAGAUCCUCGGACCAGAGUCCAUCGUCAACAUCGGAGAUGUUUUGUUCGCCGGAACAGCUGACGGGAAGAUCGUGAAGCUGACUGGUCGCAGAAUUCACACGGUGACGAGACUUGGAGAACCGCCAUGUGGAUCCAGAGAUGAGGAGCCCAGCUGCGGGAGGCCGCUGGGGAUCAGAGUCGGACCCAACGGGACUCUGUUCGUUGCCGACGCUUACCUGGGUCUGUUCGAGGUGAACCCCACCACAGGUGAGGCCACCCGGUUGGUGUCGGGGGGCCAGGUGGUCGCCGGCAGGAAGCUGUCGUUCAUCAACGACGUGGCGGUGACGCAGGACGGGAAGAAGUUGUACUUCACCGACUCCAGCAGCAGGUGGCAGCGCAGAGACUACAUGCACCUGAUCAUGGAGGCCACCGCUGACGGCCGAGUGUUGGAGUACGACACAGAGAGCCGGGAGCUGACGGUGGUGAUGGACAACCUGCGGUUUCCAAACGGGAUCCACCUGCUUCCUGACGAGGAGUCGGUGCUGGUGGCCGAGACCACCAUGGCCCGGAUACGCAGGGUCCAUGUUGCCGGGCUAAAUAAAGGUGGGAUGGACACGUUCAUGGACAAUCUGCCCGGUUUCCCCGACAACAUCCGUCCCAGUUCGAGUGGAGGUUACUGGGUGGCCAUGUCUGCUGUGCGGCCAAACCCCGGCUUUUCCAUGCUGGACUUCCUGUCCCAGAGACCCUGGAUCAAGAAGCUCAUCUUCAAGCUCUUCAGCCAGGAGGUGAUGAUGAAGUUCGUCCCUCGGUACAGCCUGGUGGCGGAGCUCCAUGACGGCGGCAUCUGCACUCGGAGCUUCCACGACCCCAACGGCCUGGUGGCGGCAUACAUCAGCGAGGUCCACGAGUAUGCGGGGAGUCUGUACCUGGGUUCCUUCCGCUCGCCGUACAUCGCCAAACUCGACCUGAGCAAGGUCUAAAAAUAGACGAAUCUCCAGACGGACUUUUCUCAGUGUGCCUGAAGGAUUAGUGUGAAGUCUGAAACCGUGACACGGCAUUCGUCCUUAACGCUGGUGUCACGAGCGUGACGUGAAAUAAAACCCGUCACAGGUGGUUUGUCAAAGUGAAAUUUCUUUCUUUUCUUUAUGAGAUUAACACAAAAUUAGGUUGAAACAUUCGCAGUCUCAGUCAGAUGAAUCCAAAUAACAGGAACGCCCGGUACGUGGUGAUUAUUAAAGCUACUGUUCUGGUUCUGAAACCAGGGUCCAACUGUCUAAAGAUGAAAUACCGAGCUAGGACCACGCCUACCUGCUCAAAAGACAAAAUCUUGUACUAAACGGCUGAAAAAUUUGCUUGCAGGCGAGUUUAAGCUAAUUAACUGGUUAGCGGAUUCACAGGUGGGUUCGUUUGCUAGCUUCCUCGUCAUAGCGCUCACUAGCUAGCUAGCUAGCACGAUCAGCAAAGCCCUGUAUUUAUAUUUAGCAGGCAAACUGGAGGAAUUCUGUACGCUGUAUUGUAGGUUCAACAUUACUUUGUUCUUGCCCGCUGGGACUCGGGUGAUAUUUCACUACCUCUGGGUUAGCAUUGCUACUGCUACUAGCUGCCAUUUCUCACUUUAAUGUGUGGAGCCCACAGAUGUCUAUUAAAGUGUGUUCUGUGUUUGAAAAAGGUAUUUUAAUUACUGGAAACGUCCACAUAUAAGCUAUGCUACCAUCGUGGCAGUGACUUUCCUACCCGCCUGCUGCGUGCACAUCGUAGACUGAGCAAGGAAAAUUAAGUUGAAUUACUUCAGUGAGUAAUUAAACUAGGUUGAUGUGAGGCGCCAUGUUUGUUUGGACACUUCUGUAUUAUUUAGCACCAAGUCCAGUUAAUAAUAAUAAUAAUAAUAAACAUUACACAGUAAAUGUUAGCGUGCUACUGCAGUCGAUUGCACUGUUAACAAGUUGGAAUAAGGAGGGUUUUGUUCCAACUCUGCUGACGUCCUACAGGAUCAGAAGAUAAUAAUAAUAAUAAGAUUUGGCCGUUUGUUCUGCAGCAUUAAUCCACGAUACCGUACGUACGAGUUUCCCACAAACGUUUCCCAACAUCCAUCCAACUUGGCCCCACGACUGGGAAACUUCAAUACAUCCGACUUUCAGCUGCAUUCAUGCAAUGUCAGGAAACCAACACUUACUCUGAGCUGCCAGCGUUCACAUGUUAUUCCAAGGUGGUUAGCCCUGAUGCUAACCUCGUAGCUACACCAGAUUAACAAACUAAAUUAGCUUCCUUUGUUGUUGUUUGUUCAUUUAUACAAACAAACGCUCACGAGCCGAAUGGAUUGAAUUGGUGUUAAUGUGGUCGUCAGAAAGAUAUCUGGACUCGGAGGGUGACAGGAAUGCUCCCCCCCCCCCGGCGGCUCUUAAUUGUGAUUUAAAUGACGCGAACGCAGCAUUACAAAAACAGAAGUGCCUGAAGAAAAACAAACAUGGACAUCAGGUUCCUUUUGUUCGGCGUGAUUGAACUAAUAUUAAAUGAACAUAGUGUUUUCAGCUUUUACUCUCAACUCCGAUCAUUUGCGUCUUUCCCGUCUCGACCAUCCCACGACAUGAACACGUCUCGUUUCAAACUGGCGGCUGGGACCACGCAGACGGGUUUGUGUAUUUGAACUGUGCGUUGCCUCGAACAUUUCGUGCGUUUGAUUUCAGUAAGCUUCAGUAUUUGCAGGUUUGCCUGUUCUUUCUUAAAACCACAACUUAAAUAUCUUGGACUAACUCUGAGCAUCAGCUGUUCGGGCGAUCAGGAUUGUCUCAGGAUAACAAGCGUCUGAGCUUCCUGUUGGCUCCACGUCUGCAGAACCACCGACCACAUCCGGUGCCCGGAGUUAGAUUAGUCUUCAGUACAAGAAAGAACUGAAAACCUGCUGCACCUUCAGAGAAGCAGAUCUUUGCUGUGUUUUAGUUUUUCGUGUCUGAGUUGAGUCGAGGUGCCAAAUGUAGUUUGUCUCCACGAGCAUCUUUUAUUUGCACUAUGAGGUUUAACCCUGAGCUCCUGUUUUUAGCAUUUCAAACAGUCAGAUUAGUUUUGAUGUGUAUUUUCGGCUUUUUCCUUGUCGGUACGAUAGAUUUCUCUGUGAACUCUCUUUAUUUAGAUGAACCUGUUUCUGCAGCUCUUCAGCUUCCUUUUAACUAAAACUGAAUAAAAUCUGCAGUUUUAAUUCAACCUGAGUGUUUUUUUAACAUGUUCUCAGAAGACGCCAAUCUGAUACCAGUUAACUUCAUUCUGUCUUGCUUUGGUAGUUUUCCAUCAUUCCUGUAAUAAAACGUCACAAAUUCAA
Messenger RNA from Micropterus salmoides (largemouth bass), 3710 nucleotides. Its product is annotated as adipocyte plasma membrane-associated protein-like. Gene Ontology annotation, biological process: biosynthetic process. The record is from RefSeq and is a predicted model, not a curated record. Bases 130 to 1377 code for a protein of 415 amino acids. Gene Ontology annotation, molecular function: strictosidine synthase activity. The transcript has 9 exons. Lineage: Eukaryota; Metazoa; Chordata; Actinopteri; Centrarchiformes; Centrarchidae.